Messenger RNA from Schistosoma guineensis, 348 nucleotides. NCBI's taxonomy places the organism in Eukaryota, Metazoa, Platyhelminthes, Trematoda, Strigeidida, Schistosomatidae. The record is from the annotation of a GenBank genome assembly.
AUGGUGGACAAGAAGGAAAUUUUCAACUUUUAUUAUGUUACUUAUCAACAAUAUUAUAAUGAUCAUUUUCAUCAGCUUAGUUUUAAAAUAAUAACACAAAUCACAACUACUGAAUAUGAUGAUGAUGAUGAUGAUGAUGAUGAUGAUGAUGAUGAUGAUGAUGAUGAUGAUGAUGAUGAUGAUGAUGAUGAUGAUGAUGAUGAUGAUGAUGAUGAUGAUGAUGAUGAUGAUGAUGAUGAUGAUGAUGAUGAUGAUGAUGAUGAUGAUGAUGAUGAUGAUGAUGAUGAUGAUGAUGAUGAUGAUGAUGAUGAUGAUGAUGAACAUGAUGAUUUACCAUCAAAUCAGUGA